Molecule: messenger RNA, 1428 nt
Organism: Patiria miniata (bat star)
Lineage: Eukaryota; Metazoa; Echinodermata; Asteroidea; Valvatida; Asterinidae
Exons: 3
Coding region: 153-659 (168 amino acids)
Source: RefSeq, a predicted model, not a curated record
GUAGUGGCGGUAGUGCGCGUAAAGUAAAGAUCAAUCGAUUUCACGAAGCUGAUUCAAGGGCGGCGCCAUUUUGAAGAGACUGAUACCCUACAUACUGUCUACGCAUUAUUACUUUAUUGAGCUUCACCCGAAGGGCAGUGACUGAAACAGGUAUGGAAUCUCAGCUGAGGGAGUAUCGGGCCCGCAAGGCGAGGGAGAAGAUGAAGGAAAGCAACAACCAGCCAGGAGUAUGGACACGGAUUUGGGGGACAAAUACCACGUCAGAUGGUCACGAUGCUGGAGAUCUGUCAAAGGAUUCUGCUUCAUGUAAAUUGACGACACCUGCUGUCAACAGCCUUCAGGAACACACUCCUAAGAAUCGUGUUCUCCAGUUCAUAGCCCAGGACAACUCGUUUUUUACCAAUUUGUUCGUCUUGAAACUCCUCCUAUGGAUUGUUCUCUUUGCUCUAUUCCUUCACCUUGAGUUUGCGGCGGUGUACGUCGUCGUGUCGUCCUUGUACAUUAUUUACUCUACCCUGGGAACCAGGCAAACCAGGGCACCAGGGGAACUCAGUGCCUACUCGGUGUUCAACCCAAACUGUGAAGAGAUCGAGGGAACUCUGACGGCCGCUCAGUUUGAGCGGGAACUGAAAUACGGGAUCGGGUCAACGAAGAAAUGACACUCAAGUGGAUUUGAACAAGGAGGGAGAUUUUUCAUAUCACAAUAAGCUGUAUUUGAAGAACAAGACAGGUUUGAUGUGAUAAUAUUCAGUUUUGAAUAUAUGCCAUUUCAUUUGUCAGUACUCAGCCACUGAAAUGUGUUUUCAAAGCAGCAACUGCCAUGCUUCUGUUUCAUCAAAGGGAAAUUUCUGAAUAUAAAUUUUCAGUAUAAUACAUGUACAUGUACUACUAAGGGAAUAAUAGUGUGAUGGAGUAGGCCAAGGCCCCUAACUGGUUUGAAACAUUACAUUUAUAAUUAGUAUACCUCAUAAAUAUUCAUGAUCGAGAGCCAAACUCUCACUGGUCAAUUUACCAACAUUGUUUACCAAGCGCACGCAUGAGGAAUUUGAGGAUGCGUGAAUCCGCAUUCAUAAAUACGCAUUCGUAGUAGACUGUCGCACGGGUUACCCAUACGACAGUCUACUACGCAUGCGCUUUACAAAGCAAUUGUGGAACUGUCGGUUGGGUGUAGUACGCAUGCGCGAACAUCGCCCAAGCAAGCUACACACGAAGAGAGAUAGUUGCACAGUACGAGUAAAUGUUAAUUUCUCGAGCUCAAUGAUGCCGAACUGGAGAAUAUUUAUGGACAAUAAAGAUGCCUCCUGUACAAAAGAAAGUUGCCCACAAACUACUGUAUUUACAACUGUUGUUACUGUAUUGCAAACGAACUGAAAUAAAAAAAGUGAGGUUGAGCAAUAAGAUUUUUUUGGUGAGCUGGACAAGUUUCUC